Messenger RNA from Acyrthosiphon pisum (pea aphid), 3442 nucleotides. RefSeq lists its product as uncharacterized. The transcript has 2 exons. The coding region runs from base 540 to 1151 and encodes 203 amino acids. The record is from RefSeq and is a predicted model, not a curated record. NCBI's taxonomy places the organism in Eukaryota, Metazoa, Arthropoda, Insecta, Hemiptera, Aphididae.
UUAAUUGUUCAUAUUAGUAAUUAAUUCGUGUUAAUUAAUUUUUCUUCUUAUAUAACUUAUAUAAUAAUAUCAGAAGAAACUUUACGAGUUUAGGCGACGCGCGACGUAGCGAGAGUGUACGCCCGAAACUUCGUAAUCCGAUCGAUAAGGAAACCAUUAUAAUUGUAUAUAAUUGUAUAUAAUUGUAACUUGUACUGUAGUUGUACUGUAGUUGUACUGUUUUAUUUUUAUAGUUUUAAGGUAUUCGGGUAUUCCGAUAUCAUUAUCAACAUUACACAACAUUUAAAAACCGACCAACAUAUUAAAGCCGUUAAACGUGCUGAAAUCCAAGCUGAAAAAAACAACAAUUAGUUACCAACUUUACCAAAAAGUCGUCGUUUAGUAAAAACUUGUGUUUUGCGUUGUUAUCGGCAAAUAUACCACUGAAUAAAGUUUCAAAUCAAAGCUUUCGUACAUUUUUGGAAGUUUAUACCGGAAAUAAUGUUCCUACAGAAACAAACUUGGGACUUGGAUACAUAGAUGACAUUUUUGGCGAAACAAUGAGUAAAAUUAAACUUAAACUGCCUGGUAAAAAAUUUUGGGUUAGUAUUGACGAAACUACCGAUAUAGAAGGUACAUUUGUUGCUAAUGUAAUUGUUGGUAUAUUUGAAGCAGAUUACCCAGGUAAACAAUAUUUGGUACAUUCAGAACAACUAGAAAAAACAAAUUAUUCGACUUUUGCCAGAGUAUUCGACAAAUCUAUUGGAAUCAUUGGUAUUCAACAUAAGAAUGUUUUAUUGUUUACAUCCGACGCCGCUCCCUAUAUUAUGAUAAAAGCUGGUAAUACAUUGAAAGCAUUUUAUCCCAAAAUGAUUCAUAUCACGUGUACGGCUCAUGGACUCCACCGAGUAGCAGAGGAAGUAAGAGGCAAGUUUAGCAAUGUCGAUAAACUUACUUCUAGUGUUAAAAAAAUAUUCCGAAAAGCACCAAACCGUGUUCAACUAUUCAAAGAUGAAGCUCCUCAUUUACAAUUGCCACCGGAGCCUAUUAUAACACGUUGGAGUACGUGGAUCAUAGCCUCAAAUUACUUGUUCGAACGCGGAACAAUUUUGCAUGUCGAUAUAUUAUAUAUGUAUUUACUCGCUUCGGACACCACGGUGCAGCGGAGAUAAAAGCGCUCAGCAAGUUCCCCCUCCAGUGUCCGGCGACAGGUCGUCUGGCGAUAGCUACGCCGCUAGACAGUUGGUUGUACGACCAGCGACACCUUUGUUUUAUCUUUUUGCAACGGUUGGGCGCGACACACAUCUCUGUCCGCCCACCAUUAUUGCGUGCUAUUGUGGGCCGCCGCACCCAAUCUUAUGAGUUGUGGUCAAUUUUUAUAUUCGACGAUUCUGUCGGUACGAGUGUGCGUUACCCCAGGUAAAUUAGCCACCAUUUGAUGCUUUUGUCUUCACGUGUGCAAUACGGCUAACCAUUUGGUGGGACAUCGUGUCAUCGCCCCAUAUUUCGAGGGCGAAGGAUUCCGUGCAUCGCCUGACAACUUACGUCGAACCAGGGAUUCCGGGCAUCGCCUAACAAAUUACUUCGAACCAGGUCGUCCUUUGUAAUUUGUAUUAUAUAUAUUGUUUGAACAACAUGCCACUACACGUAUAUAUGCGGACCCAUUUGGAUACACUUUUGCAUGGCAGUUGUGUGUGCACCCCCAAAAGUGUUCAGCUACAACAGGUGUUCAAGAACUCUUUGAUACAGGAAUUCUGUGUUUGAUGUCGUUAUUCAACAUACAAGUAUUUCUAUUAACUACUAUUUACUGCUAAGAGGGACCAAGAAAAUACUAAGUAAGUACACAUUUGAGCUUUUACUUAUUUAUAGUCGCAGGCUAGAAAAUAAUCCGUAUACUAGCGUGUAUUCAUCUUAAUAGGUUUUGAAAAUUUUUCCAGUUUCCAGUUAAUUGCUUAUAAGUAUUAGUUAUUAAUAUUAAUUAUUCUGAUAAAUUAUUUUGAACACUGUCACCUUAGAUUAAUCUUUGUUGAAUUAUAAAAAAAAUAUACUUAGAUUUUACUUCUGCCAAGGAAUUUAAACUAUUUAUCAGCAUUGACAACCGCAUCUCAGAUAUUUUUACAGUGACAACACUUUAAUUAUCGUUGUAGAUUAGAUGAUUGUAAGUUUAUGUAAAAAGUAAAUUAGGUACCUACACUAAAUUGCAUUAAUUAAAAAUAUAUAUUUUUGUUGAAUAAUUCAAUAUCGGUUUUUAUUUUAUGGAUUAAUUUUAAUAAUUGCCAAAAUAUAAUUAAAAAAGUUUAGAAAGUGGCCUACCGUCUGCUGGUAGGUAAGUGUCCAUAGGGGAUAGCAUAGACUUAUUACUUAUUAAUAUUUAUUUAUAGGUAUAUGCCAAUAUCUACUCUAUGGUCUAGAUUCUAGAGUUUAGAUACUACUUACAACCUAUCUAUCACAUUGCUUAUAGAUCACAAGUCAUUGAUCCCGAUGCCUAGUUAAUAUUUAUAUUUUUAGAAAUCUUAUGCUGGGUUGCAUAAACAAUUUAAUGGACCAAUUGUAGGCCAUUAAAUCUUGUUUAAGGAAUUAGCUCACAAUUGAUUCAUUAAAUGUUUUGUGAAACCCGGCAUUAGAAUCAUAUCCUACGUUUAUUGGGUAUUGUCAAAAAUAAGUACCUAUGAAAUAAUAUCAAUUCCUACAUAAAACAGCCAAUUUGAUUAUUAUUCCAUUUCAUUAUUUUUAUUUCUGGUACCUAUCUAUAUAUUGCGCCUAUUUGUCUGGUAACAUAUACAUGGCCAACCAAUGGAUGAUACAGAUGAGGACAAGCAUGAUUAAAGAUACACGUGAGAAUAUUUAAUGAAAUAGCGAAGAUUUUAUAACGACAAUAGUUAUAAUGGCGUUCAAGGGACCAGUGGAUAUAGGAAUACAGGUCAUAAUAAUUAAUAAACAAAUAAUUCAUAAUAAGCAGGGAUGUAGCCUGUAGUGAGCAUUUUAAAAUUUAAAAUUUAAAAUUUUUAAAUGCUCAUAGCUCGCUUUACAAUUAAAAUAUAUAGAUAAGUAGGUACUAGGUACUCACAUUUUGCUAUAAUCAAUAUAUUUUUUUAUUCAUUUUUAAUUUUAACAAAGUUCAGACGUUAUUUGUUCGACCUGACGUUCCAUUAUAUUAUUUUAUGUUUUUCACAAACCAUAUAAAAACAAAAAUAAAUAAUAAUAUAUAAUAUUGUGUUUUUAUUAAUUAAAUAUUAUUCAUUGUGGGGAUCAUCCCAUUCAAAUAAGAGGAAAACAAAAAUUAAAUUAAACUAUUAAUAACCAGGUUUGUCAUUCAAUUAUUUUGCAUUACCACACAUAACGUCCCACAUUCGGCAUUACGGCGCAAGGUGGACUAAUGAAUUAUAUACGCUCCUAUUAACUAUACAGGUUUUAUAAAUAAUUAAGUGUUGUACAAAAACUGCUCAAUUUGAAAAUACUUAUU